AAUAGUGUGACGUCAUCUCUGUGGGACACCGUGCUGCGGUGGAUGGAGACAUGAAGGUGAAAUAAAAUAAAAUACAAUCCGUUGUAUUUAUUUAAAGAAACGCAGCAGAGACCUGGACACACGUGACGGCUGAAACUCAGGAGUGAGUCACCAUGUUGAGUGUGGGGGGAUCGGUGAGGUCCAGCGUCCUGCAGCUUCCUGUUCAACAAGUCUGUUCUGCUGCAUUAAAGAAGUCACCUCCACCUUGUCGCAUCUGCUGUCUCAUGUUACCUAUCAGAACGCCGUCAGGAGUCGGCACACUGUCGGGAGUCAGGAGGCUGUCAGGAGUUCGGUGGCUGUCAAGAGUCGGGAGGCCGUCAGAAAUCGGGACUCUAUUGGGAGUCAGGAAGCUCUCUGGUGGCGGCCGUUUUGACGAUGCUGGUGCAGUUGGCUGGUACAGUGGCCUCUCAGAUUCGGCUCCAGUUCACCUGUGCGAACAUUUCCUGGUGAGUGUGCAGCAGGCGAGCGGGCUGCCUUGGUGGCUGAGCAUCGUCGUGGCUACGCUGUCGGUCAGGACGCUCAUCACUCUGCCGCUCGCUGCCUACCAGAUUGUCAUCAUCGCUAAGGUGGAGGCGCUGCAGGCCGAGAUCUCGGAGCUGGCGAAGAGGCUUCGAUACGAAGUGUCUGUCCGAGCGAGAGAGAGAGGUUGGACUGAGAAACAGAGCCGUUUCCAGUUCCAGAAGAAUCUGCGUCGUAUUGUUUCUCAGCUGUACAUUAGAGACAACUGUCAUCCCUUCAAAGCCAGUUUACUGGUCUGGGUCCAGCUGCCCAUGUGGAUCAGCCUCUCUCUGGCCCUCCGAAACCUGACCCUGGAUCAGUCCGCGCUGCAGUCUGAGCUGGCAGCAGGGGGCGCUCUCUGGUUCCCUGAUCUCACCGCACCAGACUCCACCUGGAUCCUGCCGAUCUGCCUCGGACUCACCAACCUGCUCAUCCUAGAGGUGUUUUCUCUGCAGAGAGUCAACCCGUCUCGUGUUCAGAGGAUUAUGACAAACUGCAUCCGAGCGUUCUCCUUGUUGAUGAUUCCCAUCGCUGCUACAGUUCCUUCAUCUCUGGCUCUGUACUGGUUCUCCUCCAGUCUCGUGGGCUUCAGUCAGAAUCUCGUCCUUCGUUCUCCGAUGAUCCACAAAAUCCUCAAACUGAAAACUCCCAGAUCAGACUCUCCAUACAGAGACCUGCUGUCGGCCUUCAUCUCCAAAUACUGCAGAUAAAUAUUAUUUAUGUAUACAUACGUCAAUAUACUGUAUAUGUAUGUUGUGUGUGUGUAUAUAUGUGUGUAUAUAUAUGUAUGUGUGUG
Messenger RNA from Cottoperca gobio, 1333 nucleotides. RefSeq names its product cytochrome c oxidase assembly factor COX18 (gene cox18). The transcript is spliced from 7 exons. Gene Ontology annotation, molecular function: membrane insertase activity. Lineage: Eukaryota; Metazoa; Chordata; Actinopteri; Perciformes; Bovichtidae. Gene Ontology annotation, biological process: mitochondrial respiratory chain complex IV assembly; protein insertion into mitochondrial inner membrane from matrix. Gene Ontology annotation, cellular component: mitochondrial inner membrane. The coding region runs from base 153 to 1247 and encodes 364 amino acids. The record is from RefSeq and is a predicted model, not a curated record.